AUGUCCUUCAUCUCUGUAAAUGAAACUCAACUGGCAAGAGACCUGUGGCCGGAAGGCAUUGGGCGCCCGACUACCGACCAAGCGCACUUGAAGGACCUUCCCAGCUGGAAGGUAGUUCCUGCGACAUACGAGGGACUCUGCCAGUGGGUCUGCAUCGAUCGCGAGGACGGGCAAACCUCACCUAAAGUUCUCGUACACCCCGAUCACCACGACACGGAGCGGAAGGAGGUAACACUGCGUAUACAAGGGAUCGUGGCGGAGUCCAACCUCAUUGCGCUGGGCAACUGGAAUGGAGACGUUCAACACGCACCCAAGGCGGUACAAAGUCUCACGCUGACUGGCGGCUCUUGCAAGGACGUCUUGGACGCCCAGCAGCACGCGCUAGCCAACAUCCGUGAGCUGAUCCUCAAGCUUCUAUGUCUACCGCCAUCGAUACAACGUCACGGCAAACGCGAGAUUGCACUGAGGAGACGGGUGUUCACGAAGGUCCAAGCGACGUCAACCUGCAAACCAACGCUCACGCUGACCGCGCAGGACGACCCGCUCGGACGUGCGGCAAAAAUCGCUCACAUGUGGAGUGUAGACCAUCGUGUAGUCGUCGGCAUACAGCGCGAGGACGGCGCAAUCGUACGCGCCAAUCCGCUCGUCAUACGGCGUGGUGACCUGGUCGACGUCGCAGUCACCAUUGAAGUAGUCACCAUGCGUGCUCGGAAGGCACGCAGGACCGACAUCCUGUUCUGUCCGCAAGAGGUAGUGAGGCUGGUAUCAGCUGCGAACAUGACAGCGCGCUUCCUGAAGCCGGUUUCUAAUCGUGCCCUGGGUGCACCGUUGGCUGCGCGUCGACCUUCUGGCGUUGUCAGUGGCUUUGAGUUCGUCGAGGAUGGGCACGAGGGAAUGGAGGUCUCCCCUUCUGCGUGA
Molecule: messenger RNA, 918 nt
Organism: Trametes versicolor FP-101664 SS1
Lineage: Eukaryota; Fungi; Basidiomycota; Agaricomycetes; Polyporales; Polyporaceae
Exons: 5
Coding region: 1-918 (305 amino acids)
Source: RefSeq, a predicted model, not a curated record